Molecule: messenger RNA, 719 nt
Organism: Cornus florida
Lineage: Eukaryota; Viridiplantae; Streptophyta; Magnoliopsida; Cornales; Cornaceae
Product: classical arabinogalactan protein 5
Exons: 1
Coding region: 140-529 (129 amino acids)
Source: RefSeq, a predicted model, not a curated record
UCGUCUCUUCACACAACUCUCUCUCCAUAUAACUUUCUCUCUCUAUAUAUCCUAGUUUUUGUAGAUUCAACAUUCAAGUUUCUUUUUCUCUCUCUAAAACUAUCCGUUGCAUUGUUCGAAGAGAGAGAAUAGAGCAAGAAUGUCUUACUCAAGCGUGGUUUUUGCAGUGAUGUUUGCUUUGGCUGUUGGAUCUGCUAUCGCUCAGUCUCCGGUGUCGGCGCCUACUGUAUCGCCGACCGCAACGCCGACCAAAUCUCCGGUCGCUUCUCCGCGGAAGGCGGUAGCGACUCCUUCUCCGACUCCGUCUCCCGUGGUGACUGCACCGACCUCCUCUCCGAUUGCUUCUCCUCCUGCUCCCCCAACCUCCGACGCCCCUGCUUCGUCUCCCUCCGGUAUCGCGGUGCCUCCGUCGUUCUCUGCAGCUCCUGGAGAAUCUCCGUCGUCGACUCCCAAUGGCGCCGCUUUGAAUAGAGUGGCUGUCGGUGGAUCUGUGGCUGGUCUCUUCUUCGUGUCGGCGUUGUUGCUUUAAAUCUGAUCUGAAACUCCUAUACUUUGUGGGAGUUGAGUUGAUGAUUUAGGGUUUAUUAUUAUUUUUGUUUAUUUCUGAUUUUCUCUCAUCUUCCAGUCGGGUGAUGAUGAUACAGAUUUGAUUUAUUGUUCUAUUCUGUUAAUUAAUUAUGAAUUCUUUGUUAUGAAUAUUUUUAUUGAUUUCUGGCUUA